AUGUCGUCUUACAUGUACAGAGAACGCGAACGGGAUCGAGACUGGGAUGAGCCUCGAUCCUCCACCGUCUCAAUCAAGCGUUACGUCAUUCCAUCAGAGGAGGAGCGGGAGCGUGAUCUGAUCUUCCGCCGCGAAGACUCCAUCGCCGGUGAUCGAGAAUUGGUCAUCCGCCGCUCAACAGAGCGAGAAGAACCCGUCAUGGUACAGCGCUAUGAGCGAGAAAUCGAUUAUGACUCGCGUCCGUACGACUAUCGCUCCGAAAGAGAUUAUUACGAACGUGAGUACCCCUCUUGCUCCACACGACCCUGUCCAGUCCAGCUGAUACUAAUCUGUGAAGCGCGAGGCCCCCUGACUGUAUACCCCCAUGAGCCCGACUAUGCGGUCGUUCACCGCUCCGAGGUCGAACGGGAGCCGGCUUACUACUAUCAUCGCCGGGUUCGCGAGUAUGACGAUGACCGCCGCCUUCGCCGCGAACUCAGCCCUGGUGACUCGGUCUCCCAGGCCAGUCGCCGCAGGGACGACCAAGAAGAGUACAGCAGUGAUGACAGCAUAGUCCACAUCCGCAAAGAAGUCCGCGAGUACGAUGACCACCCCCAUCAUCGACGCCACCUAGCGGAAGGUGCUCUUGUCGGGCUCGGUGCAGCGGAACUGCUUCGCAACCACCGGAAGAAGGAAGGAGAAGAGGUGUCAAGUGGCCUCGGCCGUGUCGGAAAGGAUCUGGGUGCUGGGGCCCUAGGCGCUGUCGCGGUGAGUGCUGCCUCACGCGCCAGGGAGUACUAUCGCAGCAAGAGUCGUCGUCGAUCUCACUCGUACGAUGAUGACCGCAGCUCCCGCCAUCGUCACCAGCAUUAUCACCAUAGCCACAGUCGUAGUGGUCGCAGCCGCAGCCGCUCUCACUCCCACUCGCGUGCGAAGACUUUGGCCGAGAUCGGCCUGGGCGCCGCUGCCAUUGCCGGUGCGGUGGCCCUGGCGCGGAAAAAGUCGAAGAACGACCGACGGAGUCGCUCGCGCCAUCGUCGCGCCUCCAGCUCCUCUCGGCCGGAAAAGGAUGCAAAGAGUGAGAAAGGCAGCCAGUCUCGCAUGCGAAAGCACAUGGCCGAAGCAGGCUUGGCCGGAGCCGCAGUGGCCGGACUGGUGGAAAGGGCUCGCAGCCGCUCCCGCUCCCGCAAGGGUUCUCGGUCUCACAGUCGGCUCAGGCACGCACUCCCCGUAGUUGCUGCCGGCCUGGGUACCGCCGUCGCCACUGGGCUGUACGAGAAGCACAAGAUGAAAGAGGGAGAAGAAGGGAAGCACCGCGAGAGACGCCGAGCCCGUUCCCGAAGCCGGGCACCGUCCGAAAUCUACCCCGAUCCUAACCGUGACUCGGCCGGUUUGAUUGAAUACGGAGACCACCCCGUGGCCGGAAGCAUUCCUUCAGCACAUUACUACGGCCGUCCCGCUAGCCAGCAGGGAUACUACCACUCGGAUGCGUCUGAUUCAGCCGCCCGGCGGGGUCGUGGCCGUAGCCAUAGCCGUACCCGCAGUCGAGGCGGUAGAUACAGCUCGAGCCCGUCCGACUCUGAUCGGGACGGUUCCAGGCGACGAAGCCGCCACCGCAAGCAUCGCAGUCGCUCCCGUGAAAUUGCCGAGGCUGCCCUGGCCGCUACAGGCGUUGGCUAUGCCGCUCACAAGCUCAAGCAGCAUAGGGAUCACAAGAAGGAAGAGAGAGAGCGGUCAAAAUAUGAGGAUGAUUCAUUCUCAGAACCGCCGUACCCGCCGUCGCCUCUACCUCCAGCCCAGCAACCUGCCGAGACUCAAUUCUAUCCCAACACCAACUACUUCCCUCCGCCUCCGGGUCCAACCCCUGUUCCGAUUGCCAAUAACAUGCCGUACAACCCGGCCGACUACCCACCCCCGCCAGGAGCGGUCCCUCCAGCGCAAGGGUACGGCUAUCCUCCUGAAUCAGGGCCGAAUCGAUAUGCACCUCGGCCCCGGAGGGCAGAUGAGAAUGUGAGUGCUGCAUGGAACUCUUCCCCUCCCACUGCCCAAUAUCCCAUGCAACAUGGUGUAGAUGAACCUCCAUCCCCUCUGAGGACACCGCGUGCCGACACCGCGCGCCGCGCACGUGCAGUAAGCCAACCUGCGCAUCCCAAAUCCGUCGCCUUCGACCUCAUCCCCGACGCGAUCUCCAUCCCCAGCAGUUCCGAUACCCACCCCAUCGACCCCGGCUACGAGACAGAUGACAGCGACUCGACCAUUGAGUCGUCAAUUGCUCGUCACCACAGGGACCGCGGCUCCCACCGACGCCGCCAUUCCUCCUCCUAUCCCUCCUCCUCUUCCUCCACAAGAAGAUCGCACCACAAACCCACCCCGUCUCACCCCAGCCAUCACACCACCAAACACCAAGAGUCGGACUCGGACUCCACCAUCGACCUGCCGGCCCGGUUCGACGCACAGGGCCGCCUACUCCCGGAGCGCGGUCACGACGAUCUGCCUGACCCGCUGGCAGACCGGGUGGAGAGAUUGCUCCGUGGGAUCAACCGGGUGUUUGCCUAG
Messenger RNA from Aspergillus clavatus NRRL 1, 2535 nucleotides. Its product is annotated as DUF3824 domain-containing protein. NCBI's taxonomy places the organism in Eukaryota, Fungi, Ascomycota, Eurotiomycetes, Eurotiales, Aspergillaceae. The coding region runs from base 1 to 2535 and encodes 844 amino acids. The record is from RefSeq and is a predicted model, not a curated record. The transcript is spliced from 3 exons.